Nilaparvata lugens (brown planthopper) is the source of this 2216-nucleotide messenger RNA. RefSeq names its product gastrula zinc finger protein XlCGF57.1. Gene Ontology annotation, cellular component: nucleus. Bases 194 to 1540 code for a protein of 448 amino acids. The transcript is spliced from 3 exons. NCBI's taxonomy places the organism in Eukaryota, Metazoa, Arthropoda, Insecta, Hemiptera, Delphacidae. The record is from RefSeq and is a predicted model, not a curated record.
GAAGCUACCAUUCUGUAAAGGCCUAUUUGGUGCUAUGGUCUUGUGUCUUUCCACUUUUGCCAAAUAUGUAGCUCAUUGUGUGGUGUAUUAGUAUUUUUUGUGUCUGGCUGUCUUCCAAUUAAUUUAUAUUAAUAGUUUGAUAGUUUUUGUUAUCUUAGCCUAAUAGCAAUUCGAAUGUAAAAUAAAUACUAAAAUGGAGUCAGAAAUGGUGACAGUUACUGUUAAAAAGGAGGAGGAGGAGGAGGAGGAUGAUAGCAGCCAGCAACCAGCUGCAGUGGAAGAUGAUUGCAGCCAACAACAUUAUCUAAUCCCUGGCUACAACAUGAUCUUCAUCAAAGAGGAGGCAUAUGAUGAGCAAGAGGCUGAAGGAAGUUCAGUGAACAGUGAACCAGAGAUGUGGCCUUCAAACUGCAGCACAUCUGGCCGAGACUAUGCAACAGAAGUGGGUGGACUGAAUGAGCAUUUAAUCUCUCCAGUGGAAAAGUGCACUGAGUCAUCUGUGGCUGGCACAAAUACAAAGCUCUAUAGCUGUGAUCACUGUAGCUAUGAAACACAACAUUCUAGUCAUUUCAAGAGACACAUAAGGAAACACACUGGAGAAAAACCUUUCAGGUGCAAUUUUUGUGACUUUAAAAGUGCUCAGUCAGGUGAUUUGAAAAGACAUAUCAGAAUUCAUACAGCAGAAAAACCUUUCAGCUGCGAGUUUUGUGACUUCAAAAGUGCUCAUUCAGGCGAUUUGAAAAUACAUAUCAGAACUCAUACAGAAGAAAAACCAUUCAGCUGCAAGUAUUGUGACUUCAAAAGUGCUCAUUCAGGUAAUUUGAAAAAACAUACCAGAACACAUACUGGAGAAAAACCUUUCAGCUGCAAAUUUUGUGACUUCAAAAGUGCUCAUUCAGGUCAUUUGAAAGCACAUAUCAAAACACAUACUGGAGAAAAACCUUUCAACUGCGAAUUUUGUGAUUUUAAAAGUGCUAGGUUAGGUUCUUUGAAAGUACAUAUCAGAACACAUACUGGAGAAAAACCUUUCAGCUGCAAAUUUUGUGACUUCAAAAGUGCUCAUUCAGGUCAUUUGAAAGCACAUAUCAGAACACAUACUGGAGAAAAACCUUUCAGCUGCGAAUUUUGUGAUUUUAAAAGUGCUAGGUUAGGUUCUUUAAAAGUACAUAUCAGAACACAUACUGGAGAAAAACCUUUCAGCUGCAAGUUUUGUGACUUCAAAAGUGCUCAUUCAGGUGAUUUGAAAAAACAUACCAGAACACAUACUGGAGAAAAACCUUUCAACUGCGAAUUUUGUGAUUUUAAAAGUGCUCAUUCAGGUCAUUUGAAAGCACAUAUCAGAACACAUACUGGAGAAAAACCUUUCAACUGCGAAUUUUGUGAUUUUAAAAGUUCUAGGUUAGGUUCUUUGAAAGUACAUAUCAGAACACAUACUGGAGAAAAACCUUUCAGAUGCAAGUUUUGUGACUACAAAAGUGCUGUGUUAGGUAAUUUGAAAAAACAUACCAGAACACAUAUAGGAGAAACAACUCCUAGCUAAGCAUUUAUAAUGUUCACCUACCACAGCUACAUGAAACUAUAGCUCUAAUCACAGAAGCUUUUGCAAACUGUGGAGAUAUAAACUUUUGUCAUUAUUGUCCUACCUGCACAGUCUUGUUCUAAUCAUUAUUCUGCCAAUUCUCACUCUCUUAUCCAACUUUAUUUAAACCUACAUCUUCAAUUGAUACAAUUCAUUUUAUUAAUAAGUAGAAACUUGGUGGGUAACUCCUGCAGUGGAAUCUUUUAUGAAUGAGGUUAGUUCUCUUUUUCUGGCUUCAAAAAUUGACUAAUUUCAUUUUUUUUUGAAACAUUAUCAAACAUCAUAUGAAUAUGAUUGGGGUACAACAAUAGGCUUGUCUCACAACUAGUCUUCUUUCAAAUUUCAUAAAGAAUAACAUUUUUUUGGUCCUCUUCAGUCUCGUUUCAAUUUUCAAUAUUUAAUUCUUAUUUAAAAACAUCAUUUGUAUCAUAAUUCCAAUGUAAAGAAGGUUUUUUUGGCAUUAAGCUUUAAAAUUCUUUUAGCCAGUUGCAUGUAGGUCUGUUAAAUAUGGACAGUAAUGCCAAUUAACAAAUCAGCAUUAGUUUUAUGGAUUCAUUACUGUUCCACAGAGAUUGGUAAGUUUUUAAUCCCGAUUAAGUUUUCCAGUUAACUAACCAAGAUUUUAAUGGUUUCACAA